UCCCAGAGGAAGGGCGGAGGAGGAGCAAGUCUGAGAUUACAUCAUUAGUUGGACAUUUUUAUUGCCCUGGGUCAAUAAAAUUAAACAAGCUUCCAACAAGAACACUGAGCUCACCAGACCACGUAAACCUGCAUUUCAAACCAAGAUGUCUCAACAAGAAGAUGAACAAGUCCAGCGUCCAGAGUUGACAGAAGAGGAUCUGGCUGAGGGCAGGAACAGGCUGGGACUGACUGGACCGGCUAAAAGCAAAACAUUUGAAGUAAUGGAGGAGUGUGAGAAAAUGGGUAAAACAGCACCGUCUGUGUUCAGUCAAGUGCGCUCAGGAGGAGAGACGGUCCUCAACACACGCUCGACUCGACCAAGGAAGAAGUAGAAGAACAUUAUCCUGACUGUGUGAAAAAUGUAACGGCUUAUUUUGCACUGCGCUGUGCUGGAAUUCACUUUUUAUCAUUUGGAAUAUGGCUUUGAGGCCACUGCAACAUGAUGCAUGAUAUUAGAUUAGAUUAGGAAUAGCUCUUGCCUAUAGUAGACUGAGAUAGAUUAAAAACUAUAUUAUGGAAAGAUUUUUUUUCUUAUAUGAUUCUGUGCUUUUGUUAAAUUGAAGAUUGCACCUUUAUUGUCCUUGAGUCUUGAAAAUAAUAUGUUGAUUUUGAGAGUGAUGGAAUGUAACGAAGUACAAGUAGUAAAGUACUGUACUCAAAUAUACAUUUUACAUACAGUACAUUGUUAAGUGGUAGUAGUUUUACUUUACUACAUUUUUGAACAGGUAAAAGGUAAAUAUUUUUCAUUACCGUUUGAGACCUGAAAAGGCCAAGGGGUUUAUUUUUAACACGUUCAUAAUUUGAGCGAACAAAAAUAUACAAAUAAAAACAGCUAGCAGCAAAUAUUUACCAGUAGUUGUUUCUGUUGAGCAAAAUUCAAAACAAAUCUUUAAAAAAAUUACUAAAAAUGUAUCUUUUUUUGAUAAACGGGUACUUUAAUACUUUUACUCAAGUACGAUUUUUUCAUGUGACACUUUUACUUGAGUAUUAUUGUUUUGCCCAAAUCAAGUACUUCUUCCACCACUGGAUUUUGAUAACACAUUUUGUCAAAACUGUUGCACAAUUUAGUUUACAAAAUAAAAGAGGUUGUCAAGUCAAA
Messenger RNA from Periophthalmus magnuspinnatus, 1140 nucleotides. It is a transcript of the gene mustn1a, whose product is annotated as musculoskeletal, embryonic nuclear protein 1a. The transcript is spliced from 3 exons. Lineage: Eukaryota; Metazoa; Chordata; Actinopteri; Gobiiformes; Gobiidae. Gene Ontology annotation, cellular component: nucleus. The coding region runs from base 146 to 373 and encodes 75 amino acids. The record is from RefSeq and is a predicted model, not a curated record. Gene Ontology annotation, biological process: chondrocyte differentiation; chondrocyte proliferation; tissue regeneration.